AUGGACCAUGAACCCACUCCACCUACAGCUGACUUUGGAAAAUUUCUUAAUCUUCAGGUCUCAGGUGCAGAUGUCAACACUAAGAAAAAGACAAAUAAUGUCUUAGUUAUCAUGACAAGCUUUGUUUUUCCAGGCCGCUGCAGUCCAAAUGAAGAGCAAAUGGGUACCUGCGAGAAGCUCUGCCGAAAAAGCCUGCACCACAUGGCUCAAGCCCUGGCUCAAAUGCCUCACUCCUCUCUUAAGCCAGUGAUGCAGUACAAGCAAAUGCUCAUCUUCUGGAGCUACCUGAGGAUGUACCCUGCUGCUGCUGCUGCCCCCGACUCUGCCCUGGCCCUACUUCAAGGCCCCCUAGCACUCCCUGGCCUGUUAAGCUCAUCAUCCCUUUUCUUCUCUGGACAAGAAGCAGAUGAGAGUGGAAGAGGGGCUUGUCUUUGGCGGCCCUGGUUGUCCUCCACAAAUGACCCCUCAAGGCUGAGGAGAAAGCUGGUGGAUUUGGCCACUGGUGGGGCAACAGCUGCUGAGGCCACCAAGGCUGACUCUGAGUUCCAUCACCCUGUCAGGCUCUUCUGGCCUAAGUCCCAUUCCUUUGACUACUUGUUCAGUGCUGGGGAAGUUUUACUGCAGAAUUUCCCUGUCCAGGCCACCAUUAACCUGUACGAGGACUCAGAUAGUGAACACGAGGAGGAAGAAGAAGAAGAGGAGAAUGAAGAUACAAAUGAAAAGGGGCCAAAAGAGUGUGUGAGGAUACCAAGGUCCACACCACACAGGGCCACAGAUCCUCUUAAGAAUCUAUGGAUUCUCAGGACUGGCAGGUGGUAUGGUGGUUAAAGGUGCUGGACUCCCACAUGGCUGAUCGUAGUUUGAAU
Tupaia belangeri chinensis (Chinese tree shrew) is the source of this 866-nucleotide messenger RNA. RefSeq names its product ripply transcriptional repressor 1 (gene RIPPLY1). The transcript has 9 exons. Gene Ontology annotation, biological process: negative regulation of transcription by RNA polymerase II; embryonic pattern specification. The record is from RefSeq and is a predicted model, not a curated record. The coding region runs from base 1 to 828 and encodes 275 amino acids. Lineage: Eukaryota; Metazoa; Chordata; Mammalia; Scandentia; Tupaiidae. Gene Ontology annotation, cellular component: nucleus.